Penicillium arizonense is the source of this 771-nucleotide messenger RNA. Its product is annotated as 1-(5-phosphoribosyl)-5- ((5-phosphoribosylamino)methylideneamino)imidazole-4-carboxamide isomerase HIS6. Gene Ontology annotation, molecular function: 1-(5-phosphoribosyl)-5-[(5-phosphoribosylamino)methylideneamino]imidazole-4-carboxamide isomerase activity. Lineage: Eukaryota; Fungi; Ascomycota; Eurotiomycetes; Eurotiales; Aspergillaceae. Gene Ontology annotation, cellular component: cytoplasm. The coding region runs from base 1 to 771 and encodes 256 amino acids. The transcript is spliced from 3 exons. Gene Ontology annotation, biological process: L-tryptophan biosynthetic process; L-histidine biosynthetic process. The record is from RefSeq and is a predicted model, not a curated record.
AUGACCAAAUUCAGACCGUGCAUUGACCUGCAUUCGGGGCAGGUGAAGCAGAUUGUGGGUGGUACCCUCAGUCAAGUGGCUGCCGACCUGAAGACCAACUACGUAUCUAAGCUUCCCGCCAGCCAUUAUGCGGGAUUGUAUGAGAAGCAUGACUUGCGCGGUGGGCAUGUUGUGAAGCUUGGCCCAGGAAAUGAAGAGGCUGCUCAAGAGGCGCUGAAGACAUGGCCAGGUGGUUUACAAGUUGCUGGAGGUAUUACCGACCAAAAUGCCCAAUAUUGGAUUGACCAGGGCGCGGACAAGGUGAUCAUCACUUCAUUCCUUUUCCCUGCCGGCAAGUUCUCGCUCGAGAGGCUUCAGUCGGUUCUGUCUGCUCUCGGCGGCGACAAGUCAAAGCUGGUCUUGGAUCUUAGCUGUCGCAGAAAAGACAAUACUUGGUUUGUGGCCAUGGACCGCUGGCAAACCAUCACGGAAAUGGAGAUUAACCAGGAAUCCAUCGCAUUACUGGAACCAUAUUGCGCCGAGUUCUUGAUCCACGCUGCAGAUGUAGAGGGCCUGCAACAAGGUGUCGACGAGGAAUUGGUAUCCAGACUGGCUGACUGGUGUACCAUCCCUGUGACCUAUGCCGGAGGUGCGCGCAAUUUGCAAGACCUAGAAAAGGUCCACACGUCCAGCAAGGGACGAGUGGAUUUGACAAUUGGCAGUGCGUUGGAUAUCUUCGGUGGCUCUGGAGUGACAUUCGAUGAGUGUAUCGAAUGGAACAAGUCUCAUUAA